Lactuca sativa (garden lettuce) is the source of this 1323-nucleotide messenger RNA. RefSeq lists its product as uncharacterized. Lineage: Eukaryota; Viridiplantae; Streptophyta; Magnoliopsida; Asterales; Asteraceae. The record is from RefSeq and is a predicted model, not a curated record.
AUGAAGAGAGAAACUCAACAAAAAGUCAAUGAGGUGGGAACAUCAAACCUCGAGUCUGAAAUCAAAGACUUAACCUCCAUUGUUCAAAAGUUAGCCAUGGGACAAACUCCACAAGUGAUGGUUUGUGGAAUAUUUGCAACAAUGGGACAUCCUACAGACAUGUGCCCCAUUCUCCAAGAAGAUGCAGAACAUGUGAAUGCCACGGGAGAGUUCCAAAAUUACCACAACAAACCAUCCGGUUACCAAAAUUCAUACAAUUCAAGUUGGAAUCCAAAUCCUAAUAUGAGCUACAACCCAAGACCAUUGCCUCAAAAUGCAUUGGUUAGACCCUCCUAUCCACGACAACAACAUCAUUACCAACACCCACCACCACAUUAUCAACCCAAACCGCACCCUCCACAUCAUCACCAAAAACCUCCUCAAUCACACCCGAGUAGCUCCGGAAUGUCACUUGAAGACAUUGUCAAAUCAUUAGCCACGAGUACCCAACAAUUUCAAAAAGAGACAAGGACUAGUAUCUCCAGCCUUGAAGCACAAAUGGGAGAUAUAGUUACAUCCAUAAGUAAGUUGGAGUCCCGUGGAAACUUGUCUUCUCAAACCGAAAAGAACCCAAAUGUCAAUUUCAUGACAUUAAGAAGUGGAAAACAAACCGGAGAAAGUAGCUCAAAGAAGAAGUCAAAGGAAGAGCACGAAGAAAUAGAGAUCACUCCCAUUGAGGAUCCUAUAGCUAAGAAUGAUGCACAAGUUGGAGUUCCAAAGAAGAUCAUUCCCUUAGUGACACCAAUAGCCACUCAACUGCCAUUCCCCUCCCGACUUGCAACUUCGAAGAAGAACAUGGAGGAGAAAGAGAUUUUGGACACCUUCCGAAAGGUGGAAGUAAACAUCCCUCUACUUGAUGCAAUCAAGCAAAUCCCUAGAUACGCAAAGUUUUUGAAAGAGCUUUGUACCAACAAGAGGAAAUUGAAGGGAAGUGAGAAAAUAUCAAUGAAUGAAAAUGCAUUCAUGGUUUUACAAAGGAAACUUCCACCCAAAUGCAAAGAUCCGGGAAUGUUCACGGUUCCUUGCAAGAUUGGAGAUGUCACUUUUAGUAGUUUCAUGCUUGAUCUUGGUGCUUCUAUCAAUGUCAUGCCCUAUUUGGUGUAUGAAUCGUUGAAUGUCGGACCCUUAAGUGAAACCGGUGUCAUAAUUUCACUUGCGGAUAAAUCGAGUGUCUUUCCUAGAGGUGUUUCAGAAGAUGUUUUGGUGCAAGUGAACCACUUGGUCUUCCCGGUGGAUUUCUAUGUGAUUGAUUUAGAGAACAAGCGUCCUCCAAGUUGGGUCUAA